UCGCAUCCCUGGAACAGAUGACUACACCCUAAUGGUCCGCCCACCCGUCUAUCUCAAUGAGGUCAUCAUGCAAGUGGUGUCUGAGUACAGCUGGCAGAAGUUCAUCAUCUUCUAUGAUUCUGACUUUGAUAUCCGUGGUAUUGAGGAUUUCCUGGACCGGACCUCUCAGCAGGGAAUGGACGUAUCCCUUCAGAAGGUGGAAUCUAAUAUCAACAUGAUGAUCACAAGUCUGUUCAGAACAAUGCGUGUGGAAGAGCUGCAUCGCUACAGGGAUACACUACGCAGGGCCGUGCUGUUCAUGAGCCCAGCUACUGCCAAGGCUUUUAUCACUGAGGUGGUGGAGACCAACCUGGUGGCCUUCGAUUGUCACUGGAUCCUGAUUAAUGAGGAGAUCUCAGACUACGACUUGCAGGAGUUAGUCAUGAAGUCGAUCGGUCGGCUGACGUUGGUGCGCCAGACGUUCCCUAUGCCCCAGAACACAACUCAGCGCUGUGUCAAACACAACCACAGGAUUAACACUUCGCUAUGUGACCCUAAAAACCCCAAGUCUCACCAGCUAGAGAUUACCAACCGCUACAUCUAUGAUACGGUGUUGCUGCUGGCCAACACCUUCCAUAGAAAGCUGGAGGAUAGGAAGUGGCACAGCAUGGCCAGUCUGAGCUGCAUCAGGAAGAACUCCAAACCGUGGCAGGGAGGCAAGAGCAUGCUGGAUACUGUCAAAAAGUUUGGAGUGAGCGGACUCACCAGUUUCCUGGAGUUCAGUGACAAUGGCUCGAACCCUAACAUCUUCUUUGAAAUCCUGGGAACAAAUUAUGGAGAAGACAGGGGACGCGGAAUCAGUAGGCUGGCAACGUGGGACCCAGUUCAUGGCUUGAAUGGCACUCUGACAGACAGGAAAUUGGAAAAUAACAUGAGAGGAGUGGUGUUACGAGUUGUCACUGUUCUGGAGGAGCCGUUUGUAAUGGUGUCAGAGAAUGUUCUAGGAAAACCAAAGAAGUACCAGGGCUUUUCUAUUGAUGUCCUGGAUGCUCUGUCCAACUACCUGGGCUUUAAGUAUGAGAUCUACGUCGCUCCAGACCACAAGUACGGCAGCUUGCAUCCUGACGGUCAGUGGAAUGGAAUGAUGGGCGAAUUGGUCUUUAAGCGAGCCGAUGUGGGACUUUCAGCCCUGACCAUCACGCCUGAGCGAGAGAGCGUUGUGGACUUCACCACACGCUACAUGGAUUAUUCGGUGGGCGUUUUGCUGCGCAAGGCGGAACGCACUGUGGACAUGUUUGCCUGCCUGGCACCCUUCGACCUGUCACUGUGGGCGUGCAUUGCGGGCACCGUGCUCCUCGUUGGCAUCCUGGUGUACUUGCUCAACUGGCUCAACCCACCCCGGCUACCCAUGGGAUCUGUGUCCCCGACAACACUGUACAAUUCCAUGUGGUUCGUGUAUGGCUCCUUUGUACAACAAGGUGGAGAGGUGCCCUACACCACUCUAGCAACAAGGAUGAUGAUGGGCAUUUGGUGGAUGUUUGCUCUUAUUGUCAUCUCCUCGUAUACCGCCAACCUAGCAGCCUUCCUCACCAUCUCACGCAUAGAGAACUCCAUACAGUCUCUCCAGGACUUAUCAAAGCAGACAGAGUUGCCUUAUGGUACAGUGUUGGACUCCGCAGUAUACGAUCAGGUGCGCUCCAAGUCUAUGAACCCCUUUGAGAGAGAUCCCAUGUACUCCCAGAUGUGGCGGAUGAUUAACCGCACCGGAGGAGGAGAUAAUAACGUUGAGGAGUCAAAGGAAGGCAUUCGCAAGGUGAAGUACGGUCGGUUUGGCUUUGUGUGGGAUGCAGCCGUGCUGGAGUACGUUGCUAAUAGUGACGAGGACUGUUCGUUCUACACCGUCAGCAGCACCGCACCAGACCGUGGAUAUGGUAUCGCCAUGCAGCACGGCAGCCCCUACAGGGACAUUUUCUCCCAGAGAAUCUUGGAGCUCCAGCAGAACGGUGACAUGGAUAUACUGAAAGUCAAGUGGUGGCCCAAGGACAGCCCCUGCGACCUCUAUAGCUCAGUCCAAACACGACAGCGCGGCAGCGCCCUGGACAUCCACAGCUUUGCCGGCGUUUUCUGCGUCCUGGCAGCCGGCGUGGUGCUCUCCUGCCUCAUUGCCAUGGUGGAAAGCUGGUGGUCACGGAGGAAGGGAUCCAGGGUCCCCUCCAAGGAGGACGAUAAGGAGAUCGACCUGGAGCACCUACACCGCCGGGUUAACAGCUUGUGCACCGAGGAUGAAAGCCCCCACAAGCAGUUCUCCACCUCUUCCGUCGAUUUAACACCCCUUGACAUGGAUGCGCUGCCUGCCGCACGCCAGGCCCUCGAGCAGAUCAGCGAUUUCCGCAACACCCACAUCACCACCACCACCUUCAUCCCUGAGCAGAUCCAGACCCUUAGCCGCAGCCUCUCUGCCAAAGCCGUUGCUGGAUUUUCCGCUGGUUUCGGUAGCGGUGGCGGGGGCGUCCUCCAGGACCACCGAACUGGUGGGGUGGGCCCUUUCAGGCAGAGGGCCCCCAACGGUGGCUUCUUCCGCAGCCCCAUUAAAACAAUGUCCUCCAUCCCCUACCAGCCCACAGGUCCAGGACCCAACUUUGGAUAUGGCAAUGAUCCAGACAGGGGCACCUCUAUAUGAAGAGUUGCUAAGGAUACGAUUGGUUGAGGAGGAAGAGUAGGAGGAGGAGCAGAAGGAGGUGAGGUGGCUACGGUCGGUCGUGGGAUGGUAGAACAAAUACAUUAUGGCUAAGCUAAAAAGUCAGAGGAUAUAGAUGUGUACAUAGGGAUCUUAAUGCUUUCAGUUUCUGUUUGGGUGUUUCCAGGGGGGGUCCAUUUUGUAUGUGGAGAAGACGAAGGAGGUGGAGGUCUAUUGGGGUGUUCCUUAUCCUCCUGCAAACCAUGUUGGUGAGGUGCAAAAAGGGAAGGGGGCUUGAAUCUUUGCUUUAUUGUUGUUGUUCUUGUGAUUGUUUGGGGGAUUAUUUUUAGGGAUAUGUGUGAAAGGGGAACUUUUUUAUUGCUUCUGUUUUAUGAUAUGAGGACUGCCUCAUGUAAUGGAGAUCUGCUGAAAUGACCUGAUUAUUAUUAUCUAAACCCCACCUCGGAGGGUUUAGUUUAUACUACUGCAACCACAGGAAACACUUCUAUAUUCCUGUGAGCUCCAGGACUGCCAUUGGUGGAUGACUGGUGUUGUUGUGAGCCAAUAAACAACUCCAAGGGGGUCACACUAAUAAGCAAUUAUUGAGUUAGGCCUAUAUAACAAUAGUUUUGUCCGUAGUCCUGGGAAUACAUACAGCAGCCCCUUGUAGUUUUGAAAAGGCCCCAUCUAAGUGAAUAUCGGAAGAUUUCACUUCUCCAGUUUUACUCUGCCUUUUCGCUAUGUGGGAGUCCAUACUGAGUUUCCUCUUCUCUGGUGUCGUUUCACCAAUACCUGGGGUUCUAAAUGUGUUAUCAUCUCCAAGGUGGUGUCCACACGGUGGCCUGACUAGACCUAAGACAUUACAGCUGAACACAUGCUGACCCCAUCACAGUGCAUCGUUCUGAAACCUGCUGAAAUGCCAUGACAGUGCAACAAUAUGACACUGGAUCACCAGUUUGGUGUGUUGAUCUAAAACUAUUUCUGCCAUUUUGGUGCAUCAGCCUGAAACAGUUUUCACCACGUUGAUGCACAUUAAAGACUCUUUAUCAACCCCACUGCACUGUACCAGUGCCCACAGACCUGUAAGUGAUUGUAUGUAGAUCUGAGCUUUUCUUUUCUCACCUGUACUGUGCUAUCUGCUUUUCAAGUCAAGGUGAGAUCCUCUAAUCAGACUCUCAGAGGGAUAGUAAAAAGGGAUGAUACAAAAAACAACCUAAAGAAAAGAAAACAUGAAAUACAAGCCGAAAGACUUCAAAAAGCUAAUGCUUAUUAUAUGUCUUUUAUUGAAUUUUGUUUUUGAAGAAAAAUAAUAGAUUUUAAUGCGUGGAAUGUGUUUUGGUCAGGAAGUACAAAAAAAAAUAACAUUGUUCUGAGCUGUCUACUUGUUUUUUUCUCUCAGCAAACUUUGAAAAACUGCUAAAUGAGUGCUGUAGUCUCUGGUUUUGCAUCAUUAAGUCAUUCAAACUUUUACUUUGGAUUUUUCUUUGUUUUGCUUAAAUUUACUGAUGCCAUAGCCCGAGUGUUUAAAAGAUAAAAGCUCAUUCUGUAAGGUCAUGUCAUGUUCCGAGUUCAUUAAUCACUUCUUAUCAGGUUCAAGUGGUGAGCAUGUAUUUUGUGUUGAGGAGAAGCCAUUGCAACACCAUCUUCAGUACAGGCCUUAUAUGUCAACUAGCUAGUACCCUCCCGACUUCCAGUCAAACCCAAGAAAUCAUAAGUACUGGUGGAAACAUUGUAGAGCAGCAAAUCAGUGUUUGUGCUUUAGGGUCAUGGGAAUGUCACGAAGAGUCAACAGCCAUCGGAACCCAAUGGCUGCCUGUAUGAGAUGAGAAAUACACUUCUAUUUCAUAUCUGUAACGUUAAGGGUACUGUUUAUAUAACUUGUUUUUUUAAAGUGCCAAUUAAUUAAAAGGAGACCAUUAAGGUGCAUUUAGGGGUGGGGAAGGGUAAUGGUGCAUUAAGAGCAUUAAAGGAAUAUUUUGUGGAUUAGGGGGUGGGGUGGAAAAAUGGAACCAAAUCUUUUUCACUAACACUGUAUUAAUAAUUGAUAAUGGUAGUUGUUUAGAACAAGUUUUCAGUUUGUUAUCUUUAAGAACUAAACCCGCAAAAUGUUGUGCGUAGAAACUCAGUCAAGCCACAGUGUUUUGAAGCAAGCAUUCUUAGGCAUUCUUUUCUUAUAUUAGGCUACAGUAUGGCUAUUGAAUGACAAAUAGGACACAGACAUUUAAAAGGUUUUAUUUAGUAUAAAUGAAAGAGACAUUAUAAAAAUGUAUAUUUUACAUGUCGAUGCUAUUUUUGUUUAACAAAAACAAAAGAGUAUAUCAUGAUGAGCUUUAGUGUUGAGUUUAGCAGUCACAUUACAGCAUUUGGUUUUCCCUUGUUCUGCCCAUGGUCAACAUAAACACAAACUCUUUGCUUUUCUCAUGUCAUCCUGAGUUCAUUUUAUUAUUUGCUGGUUAAAUGACUAAAAGUGGCAAGUUGAUUAAAAAGAAAGCAUGCACAAACUUGCUCUUGUGCUAUCUGUUAACAUUUUUUUAAUUUCAUACAUAGAACUACAAGAUUUACUUAAUAAUUUUGAAAAAUUUAUGAUGUACAGUAUUUAAUAUAGGCCUAUUUUGUUGUAUGUGUUGCAUAUUAUUCAAAAAUCUGAACAAACUGGGGCAUCUGUUACAAGUGGCAAAGCUUUCUGUGUAUAAUUUGUCUAAUAAACAGGUUUUCUACAGUGGGAUGGUA
Perca flavescens (yellow perch) is the source of this 5386-nucleotide messenger RNA. Its product is annotated as glutamate receptor ionotropic, delta-2. Gene Ontology annotation, biological process: monoatomic ion transport. Gene Ontology annotation, cellular component: membrane. The record is from RefSeq and is a predicted model, not a curated record. NCBI's taxonomy places the organism in Eukaryota, Metazoa, Chordata, Actinopteri, Perciformes, Percidae. Gene Ontology annotation, molecular function: ligand-gated monoatomic ion channel activity; signaling receptor activity. The transcript is spliced from 14 exons. The coding region runs from base 32 to 2659 and encodes 875 amino acids.